This is a messenger RNA of Alligator sinensis (Chinese alligator), 4018 nucleotides long. RefSeq names its product guanylate cyclase 2F, retinal (gene GUCY2F). Gene Ontology annotation, molecular function: peptide receptor activity; guanylate cyclase activity; protein kinase activity. The record is from RefSeq and is a predicted model, not a curated record. The transcript is spliced from 20 exons. Gene Ontology annotation, biological process: cGMP biosynthetic process; receptor guanylyl cyclase signaling pathway; protein phosphorylation. Lineage: Eukaryota; Metazoa; Chordata; Crocodylia; Alligatoridae. The coding region runs from base 1 to 3846 and encodes 1281 amino acids.
AUGCUUAGCUGUCCAGUACAUUGUGAAGUCUUUAAAAUGGGACUAGUAGGACCCUGGGAUUGUGACCCCUUCUUUUCCAAAGCCUUUCCUGAAGUGGCUGCUAAGUUAGCAGUGGACCGAAUAAAUGAAGACCCUUCUUUAGAUCUUGACCAGGAGUUGGAUUACAUACUCCUACAAGAAGGAUGUGAAACGUCCAAAGCCCUGGCUAGAUUCCUUGACUUUGAAACAGUUUCAUCAGUUUUUGUAGGGCCUCUGAACCCUGGCUACUGUGAUGUUGCUACAUUGUUAGGGAGUAAUUGGAAUAAAGCCAUCUUCUCAUGGACGUGCAUCAACUCUGAGCUGGAUCCUGCCAUAAAUGAGCAUACACUUGCAAGGACCUUGCCUUCCCCAAUCAGAGUUUUAUACAUCUUAAUGAAAUACUUUCACUGGGCUCACAUUGGCAUCAUCUCUUCGAAGGAGGAUAUCUGGGUGGACACGGCGUACCAGCUGGCUAGGGCUUUCAGGAAUGAAGGACUUCCUGUAGGAAUUGUAACAUCUAUGGGUAAUGGGGACAAAGACACUGACAAGGCUUUGAAGGAGAUUGCAGGCGUUAAAAGCAUUAGAAUUAUCAUUAUGUGCAUGCAUUCGGUGCUCAUUGGAGGGGAAGAACAGGCGGCCUUGCUCACAAGAGCUCAUGAAAUGGGAAUAACAGAUGGAAGAUACGUCUUUGUUCCAUACGACACUUUACUUUAUAGUCUCCCUUACCAAAACAAUUCGUUCUAUGCUUUUGACAACAACCGUAAGCUCCAGGAGGCAUACGAUGCUGUACUGACUAUCACGAUGGAGGCUGAAGAAAGGACAUUUUAUGAUGCAUUCAGAGAAGCUAAAGAAAGUGGUGAAAUCCCAAUGGAGCUAGAAACCGAACAGGUCUCUCCACUGUUUGGAACAAUCUACGAUGCCAUCUACUUCAUGGCCAAGGCUCUUGAGAAUGCCCAAAAGGAAAGGGACCCAGUUUCAGGACCAAUGCUGUCAGAAAAUAUCAAAAACCUGGACUUCCCUGGAUUCAGCCAGAGGAUAUGCACAGACAGCGGAGGGCAGGGCCUGAACAACUAUAUGGUAUUGGACACAGUGGGCCAAGGGAACCAGCUAUUUCCAACCUACUUGGUGGACAUGUCUGCUAAAUCGGUGCAGUUCCUAGGCCGACCGAUACACUUCCCUGGAGGAUCCCCACCAAGACCAGACUCUGGCUGCUGGUUUGAUCAGACCGGCGUAUGCAGUGGAGUUAUCAUUAUGUGCAUGCAUUCGGUGCUCAUUGGAGGGGAAGAACAGGCGGCCUUGCUCACAAGAGCUCAUGAAAUGGGAAUAACAGAUGGAAGAUACGUCUUUGUUCCAUACGACACUUUACUUUAUAGUCUCCCUUACCAAAACAAUUCGUUCUAUGCUUUUGACAACAACCGUAAGCUCCAGGAGGCAUACGAUGCUGUACUGACUAUCACGAUGGAGGCUGAAGAAAGGACAUUUUAUGAUGCAUUCAGAGAAGCUAAAGAAAGUGGUGAAAUCCCAAUGGAGCUAGAAACCGAACAGGUCUCUCCACUGUUUGGAACAAUCUACGAUGCCAUCUACUUCAUGGCCAAGGCUCUUGAGAAUGCCCAAAAGGAAAGGGACCCAGUUUCAGGACCAAUGCUGUCAGAAAAUAUCAAAAACCUGGACUUCCCUGGAUUCAGCCAGAGGAUAUGCACAGACAGCGGAGGGCAGGGCCUGAACAACUAUAUGGUAUUGGACACAGUGGGCCAAGGGAACCAGCUAUUUCCAACCUACUUGGUGGACAUGUCUGCUAAAUCGGUGCAGUUCCUAGGCCGACCGAUACACUUCCCUGGAGGAUCCCCACCAAGACCAGACUCUGGCUGCUGGUUUGAUCAGACCGGCGUAUGCAGUGGAGGUAUUGAACCUAUGAUGGUGAUGCUGGGACUGGUACUGAUAUUUAUCCUGGUGCUGUGUGGUGCAGGUCUUGCUCAUCUCAUCAGGAACACCCUCAUAAAGAUCCAGUUAGUCAAGGGGCCUAAUAAAAUCUUACUGACAUUGGACGACCUCACAUUUAUAAACCCUAACCUGAGCAAGAAGAGGCUGACCUUGAGUAGCUUGAGUGACGCAAAGACACUUUCCGAUGGCCGAAGCCUGAAAUCUGUACCGGCUCGCUCCUCGUCUCCGGAAAGCAUAGAGGCAACACAUGAAAACUCCAAUGUGGCUUUGUUUGAGGGAGACUGGGUGUGGCUGAAGAAAUUUGAGUCGGGAGCAUUUCAAGACCUGCGACAAAGCUCCACCAGCAUACUGCGAAAGAUGAAAGACCUACGUCAUGAAAACGUGAAUCCAUUCAUGGGCUUUUUCUCCGACUGCGGCCUCUUUGCCAUAGUGACGGAGCACUGUUCCAGAGGCAGCCUGGAAGACCUCCUGAGAAAUGAGGAUGUGAAACUGGAUUGGAUGUUCAAAUCAUCUCUUCUGAUGGAUUUAAUUAAAGGAAUUAAGUAUUUACAUCACCGGGAUUUUCCUCAUGGGCGUCUCAAGUCUCGUAACUGCGUGGUGGACGGGCGGUUUGUCCUGAAGAUCACUGAUUACGGAUAUAAUGAGCUCUUAGAAGCACAAAAAUGUCCACGUGCUGAGCGAUCGCCGGAAGAACUGCUUUGGACAGCUCCUGAAUUAUUGAGAACGCCAGACAUGAUCCGAACAGGCACAUUUAAAGGAGACAUUUAUAGUUUCUCCAUCAUCUUACAAGAAGUAAUUGUUCGAGGGCCGCCGUAUUGUACCACGGAUCUCCCUGCUGCCGAAAUCAUCCAGAAGGUGAAGAAGCCUCCACCCAUCUGUCGGCCAAACAUCGCCAUAGAGCUGGCCCCCAUGGAGUGUAUUCAGUUGAUGAAACAGUGCUGGAGCGAAUCGCCAGAACGAAGACCCACAUUUGAGGAGGUAUUUAAUAAGUUCAAAACCAUCAACAAAGGCAAAAAAACCAAUAUCAUUGACUCCAUGCUCAGAAUGCUUGAGCAGUACUCGAGCAACCUGGAAGAUUUAAUCCGGGAACGGACAGAAGAGCUGGAAAUUGAAAAACAGAAGACAGAGAAACUUCUGUCGCAAAUGCUCCCCCCGUCAGUGGCAGAAGCACUUAAAACCGGUGGCACGGUCGAACCAGAAUAUUUUGACCAGGUCACCAUCUACUUCAGUGACAUCGUUGGAUUCACGACCAUCUCCGCCCUUAGCGAGCCCAUUGAGGUGGUUGAUCUCCUCAAUGAUCUUUAUACACUCUUUGAUGCUGUCCUUGGUAAUCAUGAUGUUUACAAGGUGGAAACAAUUGGUGAUGCCUACAUGGUCGCAUCGGGGCUUCCAAAACGAAAUGGAAACAAGCACGCUGCUGAAAUAGCCAAUAUGUCUCUGGACAUUCUCAGUUCAGUGGGCUCUUUUAAAAUGAGGCACAUGCCAGAAGUACCCGUCAGGAUACGAAUAGGACUGCAUACAGGGCCUUGCGUAGCAGGUGUGGUGGGCCUGACAAUGCCUCGCUACUGUCUGUUUGGGGACACGGUGAACACCGCUUCGCGAAUGGAAUCCACCGGGCUGCCUUACAGAAUCCAUGUCAACCGAACCACAGUGGAAACACUUCAGACUCUAAAUGAAGGCUAUGAGAUAGUACUCAGGGGAAAAACAGAACUGAAGGGCAAAGGGAUAGAAGACACAUUUUGGCUAGUUGGGAAACAAGGCUUCCUGAAACCAUUACCAGAACCUCCUGACAUAAAACCAGGGCAAAACUGGCAAGAGAUCCUGACCAAAGAAAUCAAGAUGGCGGUGAGGGACGCAAAGAAAAACACCAUCAAACGCAAACUUUAACGAGAAUGGAAGCAAAAAAAAAAAAAAGGAAAAGGAAGUGAGGGCUACGGAGGAGGAAACCGAACUUGGAUGCAGAAAAGAACUAUCCAGGCAUGGGGUCACGGCACUGCAGUCAGCCGUGCCCGAGGAUUGUGCUUCCCUCCACUUGCCACUUUUUUCCAGUCUAGUGGAA